AUUUGUCUGCUUUAUGGAAAUCGACCCAAAACACUUCCCACAAUCCAUUGCGUUCCCAGGUCUGCGAAUGCGCAGUGUGCGAUUUUUCGGGAGACCAUUUUCUUGGUGCGAGCAAACGGGCUAAAAAAUCGCUUCUUGGUGGAAAACAGAAGGUUGUUAGUCGAUGAAUUUGUGUUGAUGCGUUUAUUUAGACUAUUAUUUGCCUAUUUCUGGAAUUUUGGUGCCUUACGUUGCUGAUUAAGUGAGCUAGGAGGCGUUGAAAAGCGUCCAAGGAACAAUCCUUGUUUUUAAAUUUUGCAUAAAUUAUGCAGAAAAUAUUUAAAAUUCUGUUCGACAGAGGGCGCUCAAGGUUUAUAAAUAAAACGUCACACGUGCGUUGACUUCUCAGAUUGCAGGUUGCCUGCAUGCAGUUGUGUUACUGUUGGAUUUUCCAACAGAAGAUUUGUGAGAGCCGGUUUAUGAAAUUCAUGUGAGAAACUUAUUUUGUGAAUGUUGUAAACUAUACUUGGACAGAAUGAGUGUUGGUGUCAAACAGCCAACACAGUUUCAGAGGACUGAAUUUAAGUUGAGCACUACCACUGUAAAAUGCCCGAUGAUGCCGAGGCCCAUCGGUAUGACAGAUGCGCCAGGUUCGGUCUCCGAUGGCGAGGGGAUGUCAAGUCUUGCCCCACCCGCUAUGAGGACGCGAUCAAAGUCUGUAUCGACACGUCCGACCAGCUCGAACAAGGAGGCCGAGUUAGACGAUCCAAGACGACAACAACAGGCAUUUCGGCGGAGAAGAUUUUUGUCUCAUUCUCAUCUGCACCAGCGAUAUGAUCGUGGCGGACAUGCCAGUCAGCAGAUUCGUAGGCGUCGCCAUAGUACCAAAAACGAGAAAGAAAAAAUUGUGCUUCCAACUAAAUUUUUGCUUGGCGGAAAUAUCAAUGAUCCGCUGAACUUGAAUGGGUUGCCUUCUGAUAAUACUGAGCAGGCGACACCGGUUUCAUCGCCUCUUGCAACUCCAGCUCACCGGCGCUUACCAGUUAAUGUGAUAAUUCCGCUAAAUAUUACUGAUCCGCUUAAUCUUAACUGUGAUGAUGAAGAGCUAGCAAAACUUCUGAAGAAGAAAAAGCGCAUCAAGCAUCAUAAGAAGAAGGACUCAUCCAAUUCUCUUCUGAGUGAGACCUCAAUUCAGGAGACACCAAAUCCUGAUGUCACAAAACCACUGUCUAUUGAAAUCGACCAAGAUACAGAAAAGAAUGUGGAACCGCCAAAACAAGAGAGCAGCAAAGCGACCUCCCCUCCGAUAUUACAAGAUAAAAUUGUUUCACCUGUGAUCCCUCAGAUUUCACCCAAGCGCCGGAGAAAACGGUUGAGUAGUGAACGUGGUGAAUGUAAGCCGGACUCGAGUUCAAGCGCAGCUAGGAAUAUAUUCCGUGAAGAUUCGGAUCCUAAGGGUGACAGUAUAUCACCAAGCGGGAGCAAAUAUCGUCGGCAGCAUAGUGGUCAGUCACAGGAUGGACAGCGCUCCCAUCAAAACCAACAACCGCCAAAUAAAAAACCACGUAAUUCAAACGCUGGUGGGAAAUUCAUCUAUGGUAAUUACAACCGCUACUACGGUUACAGGAACCCAGAACUUGAGGACAAUCGUUUGAAAUGCUUCAAGAAGGACUGGUUCACAGGCAAAGAUGUGCUAGAUAUUGGUUGCAACGUGGGCCACAUCACCUUGGCAAUCGCUCGAUACUUCGAACCAAAUAAAAUCACAGGAAUUGACAUUGACGGGAAACUAAUUGGGGCAGCUCGAAAAAACAUCAAGUAUUACUUGCCGGGUCAGGAUGGAGGUGACAUGGCCAUAAAGUUUCCUUCUUCCAUGAAGACCUGUUUUGGACCGAUAUCAAAGAAAGCUGUCAGUGAACCGUUGCCCUCGAAAUUCCCCAAGAAUGUGCUUUUUCGACAGGCCAACUAUGUGCUCGAGACUGAUUCAUUACUAGACCUGCAGAAGCAAGAAUACGAUGUCGUCCUGGCCCUGAGUGUCACAAAAUGGGUCCACUUCAACUGGGGAGAUGACGGCCUGAAGAGAUUUUUCCGCCGUAUUGCCAAGCAGCUUCGUCCCGGUGGGAUACUGAUCCUGGAGCCACAACCAUGGGUUUCCUACAAAAAGAAGAAAAAAUUAACUGACACCAUCUUCAGCAAUUUCCAGUCAAUCAAGUUUAGACCAGAGCACUUCCGUGACUACUUGUUGUCCAGUGCCUGUGGAUUCUGCACAUGCCAGUUCAUUGAUGUACCAUUCAACAAAAACCAAGGGUUUAGACGGCCAAUCCAGAUCUACAUAAAACCACGGCCCUACGAUGGCGCGCUGCCAAUUGAAGGUCGUUACUCUCCAAUGACCCCAGCAACGCCAAUGACACCACAUUUCGAUAGGGACCCAUUUGAAGGGCGUGACAUGGAUAAUCAUGUAUAUCCACCAAUGUCACCAAUGUAUCCACCGAUGUCACCAAUGCAGAUGCCGAUGAAUAUGCCACCAAUGGGGUCCCGUCUUCAGUACAGACGCUUCAGCAUGCCAUGUCCGGUUCUGCCAAGGAAUUCGUGGUCGUUACCAGCCAUGCUGAGUUCUCUAGCCGAGCAGGAAGCACCAGAUGAAAUCGAAGAUUCCUACACAGGUCACCAGAUGGGAGCACCGUGCACGAUAAGCAGAAAUCCUAAUCAGUGCGAACAAACGGAGUGCCCAGCAGCAGCAGCAGCAGCAGCAUCCGCCUCUCAUGCACCAAACUCUGAUAGUACAUACUUAAAAUCAAGGAUUAGCACUGGGGACAAUGUUGAUUCAGCAAAUACUACCAAAACUGAGGAAUCUGCAGAAUCCAUUGAAAAAGCCAUAACCAUGGAAACAGAUUCUUCCUCAAGUUCCAAAUCUGAAAUUGUCAAAUCGGUAGCUGGUGACUGUUGUCAGAAAAGUGAAAGAGAUGAUAAAAAAAGUGAAAGUGUUGACAUUGAUGUAAAAAGUCGUGAGGGCAAAUAGUUGGUAUGAAUUGACAUUGUUCUCCACUGGCAGUUUUAUGAAUGUGGGGAAACCUUAAUGACGUGCAUUGGUAAUUUUCUUGUAAUCAGAUUUUGUGCUCAAUUAUGAUUGAGGUCAUUAUGAUGCAUGUAACGACGUAAAAGAGUGUACAUCCUUCCUAUGUGCUCUUGCCACCGCAGGCCAUUUGAGUUACUUGCCACAUGUCAUUCUUCUUAUUUCAUAAUGCAACACGACUUCACGUGAUGUAAAACAAACGUUUGUUGGUUAACUGUAAGCUAACCUCCUGAAAAUCCUUAAAGGCUAAAACCAGUCUAGGUAUUAAAACACCUUUCCUGCCUGUCCUGUACGGCAAGGUUUGCUUUCAAAUGAUGUCGUACAGCCCUUUACCACCUAAGUCACCAAAUAUAUUGUGUGAUUUCGAUUCAUCAUGUUCAUUUAAUAAACACUUGCACCGAGA
This is a messenger RNA of Lineus longissimus, 3452 nucleotides long. RefSeq names its product 7SK snRNA methylphosphate capping enzyme-like. Gene Ontology annotation, biological process: snRNA modification. The record is from RefSeq and is a predicted model, not a curated record. The transcript has 4 exons. Gene Ontology annotation, molecular function: RNA methyltransferase activity; snRNA binding; O-methyltransferase activity. Lineage: Eukaryota; Metazoa; Nemertea; Pilidiophora; Heteronemertea; Lineidae. Bases 515 to 2995 code for a protein of 826 amino acids.